Bombina bombina (fire-bellied toad) is the source of this 2470-nucleotide messenger RNA. It is a transcript of the gene VASP, whose product is annotated as vasodilator stimulated phosphoprotein. Gene Ontology annotation, molecular function: profilin binding; actin binding; SH3 domain binding. The record is from RefSeq and is a predicted model, not a curated record. Lineage: Eukaryota; Metazoa; Chordata; Amphibia; Anura; Bombinatoridae. The transcript has 12 exons. The coding region runs from base 417 to 1592 and encodes 391 amino acids. Gene Ontology annotation, biological process: neural tube closure; actin polymerization or depolymerization; actin cytoskeleton organization. Gene Ontology annotation, cellular component: cytoskeleton.
GUGAUAGAGUGUAAUAGGGUCUGUUAGUGUGAGAGAGAGAGAGCAGGGGGGUAAAUGAGAGGGGCAGAAUAUAACUGGGGGUAACAGCUGUGCAGGGAAAGUGAAGGGGCUGCUAGGGAGAAACAGGAAGAGACAGCGGGUGGGGAGAAGAAAGGGGUGGAGAGAGAGAGAGAUAACAGAGAGGGGGAGGGAGAGGAGGAAGUUAGACAGACACAUAGGAGAGUGUGAGAAACAGAGAGGGACAGAGAGAGAGGGGGGAAGGGAGAGAGUGUGAGAGACAGAGAGUGUGAGAGACAGAGAGUGUGAGAGACAGAGAGUGUGAGAGAGACAUGUGACAGAGAGGGAGGCACAAGGACAGACAAUCACAACUUCACACACUUCCUGGGUAGAGGAGGCAGCAGCUGAAAGUCCUCAACAUGAGUGAGACACCUGUGGUAUCGGCGAGGGCCAAUGUCAUGAUAUACGAUGACGGCAAUAAAAAAUGGGUCCAGGCUGGGGGUGCACAGGGAGCGAGCCGUGUCCAGAUCUAUUACAACCCCUCUACACAGGCAUAUCGUGUGGUGGGCAGAAAAAUGCAGGAUCAACAGGUUGUAAUAAACUGUCCCCUGGUUCGAGGCUUGAAAUACAACCAGGCUACACCAAACUUCCAUCAGUGGAGGGACGCCCGACAAGUGUGGGGAUUAAACUUUGCUAGUAAGGAGGAGGCCGGCCAGUUUGCUACAGGAAUGCUGCAGGCUCUUGAAGCCUUAGAGACCGGAAAUAAUAAUUGGUUUUCCCAAAACGGACCUAAAGUAGAAGAGCCGGAGCAACCAAGAAGGGUUCAGCCUGAACAAGAGCAAAGAAUACAGAGCCCAGUGACUCCAGCUACUCCAGCAUCAUCAGGUCCCCCUGCACCACCAGGCCCUCCCCCUCCCCCAGGACCUCCCCCUCCAUCUGGACCACCUGCUCCACCAUCUGGACCACCUGCUCCACCAUCUGGACCACCCACUCCACCAUCUGGACCACCCGCUCCACCAGGUGGUGGCCCUCCACCACCUCCCCCUCUCCCAGGUGCAGGAGGAUCAGGCAGCAGCGGUAGUGGUGGAGCAGGGGGACUAGCAGCAGCUCUAGCGGCAGCAAAAUUAAAGAAAGUGCAGAAGCAGGAUGAGGGGUCAGGAGGAGUUUCUCCGAUUGGUGGAGGUCCUGCCAAAUCAGAUGCUAGUCGUACAAGUGGAGGUGCAUCAAUAGGAGGGGGCGGAGGAGGAGGAUUAAUGGAAGAGAUGAAUAAGAAACUAGCACGCAGGAAAAUGAUGACGCAGCAGAAUGAGCGCCCAGCUCCAACAUCCACUCAAGACGAUGGCGAUAUAGGUGGUAAAAGCCAAGGAGAGCUCACGCGUCGCCCGUGGGAUAGAGGCAGCACCACGUUACCUAGGAUGAAGUCAACUACUACUAAUAAUAGUAGUACUGAUGUGGCCCCAAGUCCAGAGGAUUCUGAUGCAUUGGAGAGAAUUAAACAGGAGUUGCUGGAGGAGAUGAGGAAAGAACUACAGAAAGUGAAAGAAGAGAUUAUUGAGGCGUUCACACAGGAACUCCGCAAACGGGGGACCCCUUGAAAGAAUCUUCCUUCCCAGCGAUGUCUCAGGCUCCAACUACUGCGUUCGACUUGCAGCUCAUAAGUCAUUCCUCUGCUGUGCGGGGGCUUUAAUGAAGAGGGAGCGGCGUUGCCACACCCCCACGACUAUGCACACAUGGCAUCCUAUGCUAAUUUAUACAUUUCAAUGCACAUAAUCUGGGCUAAUCAUAGCUUCGCGGACUACUAAUCAUAGCUUUGCCCAAAGAUAAUGCCCUGUACUAAUCACUGCCCUAUGCGCACACAGCAGGACCUACUAAUAAUUAUUCUGCAGUGUAUACUGUACUAAUCACUGCCCUAUGCACACACAGCAGGACCUACUAAUAAUUAUUCUGCAGCGUAUACUGUACUAAUCACACUGCAUUCUGUAUUAACCAUCUUCUCAUAGUAACAUUUCAUUUGUCCUCCCUGCAUUUCUACUUUGUCGCUGCAUUUCCACAGUGCAGUACUAAACGGGUUAGCAAAGGCUACAAGCUUUGACCAAUAGGACUGUUUUUUUUAAAAAGGGAUGAUUUUUUUUUACAAUUUUAAAUACAAUGUUUUGUAUAAAAAUUAUGGUGUAACAGAAGCAGCGCUGCAUUGCUAUAUCACCGCAAUGCUAUGUAGGUUGCGCUGACGGUGGUGGGAUUAGGGUUAUUUUAUUUACAUAGAGGCUUAGGUUAAGACACUGGAUGAGGGAAGGUAAUGGUUUGGAAGCCCCUGACUACCCUAUAUUGUCGCUACAUCACGCACGAGUAUCAAGGGAGAGGGGCUACCACGUGCUCUGGGGUCAAAUAUGGUUAAUAUAUAUAUAAAAAUAUUUGAAGGGUUUUUUGUAUCCUGUUUUUCUAGAAAUAAAUGUUGGCCUACUGUAUGAAGAAA